AGAGGCAGGGAAGCAAGAUGUUUUCCUUUCUGGAGCCUUUUGUAAUCCCCCUUCCAGCCCCUCCCUCCUCCUGCAGACACGCUGGGCACUAGCCCCCUUUGUCACAUGAAAUUUGCUGUUCCUAGGCCGUUCUCUCUGUCACUUACUUUAGUAUUGUUACAAGUGUUCAGGAAUAGGAUGAUUCCCCAGAGCUCUUCCUGCUUAGUCUGUAUCCUCUCAGCUCUGUGAUGCCUCCUCAGCAGCCUUUGCUGCUUCUGAAAUGUCCAAAAAAUUAAAAUUAGUUUAAUAUCACUCAGCACAGUACAUGACACUUAAUAGGUACUAUUAUCCCCAUUUUACAGGUGAAGAAACUGAGGCUCAGGGAAGUUAGCCAUUCCAGCAGGCAGAGCUAGGAUUCGAACCCAGCUCUGUCUUAUUUCAAAGUCUGCCUUCUUCAUGGAGCCCUAGUUUAACAGCAUUUGUGUGAAAGCUGAUGAGAGACUGCUGGUUAAUCCUUAGUGCCUUGGGCCAGCUUUAUUCCAAGCCUGAUCAAGGCUUGUGGUGGGUGACCUUGGCCUUUGGCCUGAUGGCUUCAGAAGAGUGGAAGGGAAGGAGGGGGCGGCGGUUCUUCUUUUUUUGUUUUAAAUUACAAAUGUAAUACAUGCUUGUGGUAAAGAAAAAAAAUGAAGCAAGAAAGAAAAAGCAGCAACUGAAAAUAUCUCCUCCUCCCUAGUGUAACCGCUAUUAACAGCCUGGUAUCUUUUAUAGUCCAUGUUCAAACACAUACAUAUACACCAUUAUUGUUUUUAUAAAAAUGGAACCAUGUCCUUGACUUUUUCUCUCAGCCAGUUCCAAGUCAGUACCUACACGCCUUCCUUGUUCCAUCGGAUGUAUUUCAAUGUAUUCAACCAGACCCUGGCUUUCAACAUUUAGCUGUCUCUAAUUCUCUCUGUAACAAGCAACAUCCUUGGGCAUGCAUCCAUGCACUGACUACAGGUAUUUCUGCAGGAUGGAUGCUCAGAAGUCUAAUUGCUGAAUGAAAGGGCAUGCAAGUUUCACACGUUGACAGGUGCUGCCAGUUUGCCUUCCGAAGGCUCUUCCAGUGCAACACCCCUCCCAAGGCAGUGUGUGUGUGGGGAAGGCUCUUAAGCCACAAGUGACGUGGAGCUGCGCUGUAUUUAGGGGCUGCCUCCCCUUCUGCUCCCCGAGACCUGGCGUGGAGACCGCCACCAGGAGCUCCGAACACACAGGCCCAAAUUGGAAUAGGAGAUGGAUUUUGAUAAAAGAGGUUAAAUAACAGGUUUUUCCAUUUCACCUUAUACGAACGGGAUGGGGGGGUGGGGGUGCUGGGCCUCCAGCCAAUAGAGGACCAAGAGUUGUCGGGAGGGCUGAUAAAGCUUGCUAUUUCUGGCAUUUUUUCCUCUUUCUCUGCUGAUUAUGCAGCAGACUCGCACAGAGGCUGUCGCGGGCGCGUUCUCUCGCUGCCUGGGCUUCUGUGGAAUGAGACUCGGGCUCCUUCUCCUUGCAAGACGCUGGUGCAUUGCAGGUGUGUUCCGCAGAAGUUUGAUGGUGACAGUGCCUACGUGGGGAUGAGUGACGGAAACCCCGAGCUCCUGUCAACCAGCCAGACCUUCAACAGCCAGAGCGAGAACAACGAAGACUAUGAGAUCCCCCCGAUAACACCUCCCAACCUCCCUGAGCCAUCCCUCCUGCACCUGGGGGACCACGAAGCCAGCUACCACUCGCUGUGCCACGGCCUCACCCCCAACGGUCUGCUCCCUGCCUACUCCUAUCAGGCCAUGGACCUCCCAGCCAUCAUGGUGUCCAACAUGCUAGCACAGGACAGCCACCUGCUGUCGGGGCAGCUGCCCACGAUCCAGGAGAUGGUCCACUCGGAGGUGGCCGCCUAUGACUCGGGCCGGCCCGGGCCCCUGCUGGGUCGCCCGGCAAUGCUGGCCAGCCACAUGAGUGCCCUCAGCCAGUCCCAGCUCAUCUCGCAGAUGGGCAUCCGGAGCAGCAUCGCCCACAGCUCCCCAUCACCCCCGGGGAGCAAGUCAGCGACCCCCUCUCCCUCCAGCUCCACGCAGGAAGAGGAGUCGGAAGCGCAUUUCAAGAUAUCGGGAGAAAAGAGACCUUCAGCCGACCCAGGAAAAAAGGCCAAGAACCCAAAGAAAAAGAAAAAGAAGGAUCCCAACGAGCCGCAGAAGCCUGUGUCGGCCUACGCACUCUUCUUCAGAGACACUCAGGCCGCCAUCAAGGGUCAGAACCCUAGUGCCACUUUCGGUGACGUGUCCAAAAUCGUGGCCUCCAUGUGGGACAGCCUGGGAGAGGAACAGAAGCAGGCCUAUAAGAGGAAGACAGAAGCAGCCAAGAAGGAAUAUCUGAAGGCUCUGGCAGCCUACCGGGCUAGCCUCGUCUCCAAGAGCUCCCCGGACCAAGGUGAGACCAAGAGCACUCAGGCAAACCCACCAGCCAAAAUGCUCCCACCCAAGCAGCCCAUGUAUGCCAUGCCAGGCCUGGCCUCCUUCCUGACGCCGUCGGACCUGCAGGCCUUCCGCAGCGGGGCCUCCCCGGCCAGCCUCGCCCGGACGCUGGGCUCCAAGUCUCUGCUGCCAGGCCUCAGUGCAUCCCCGCCGCCACCACCCUCCUUCCCGCUCAGCCCCACGCUGCACCAGCAGCUGUCACUGCCCCCUCACGCCCAGGGCGCCCUCCUCAGUCCACCUGUUAGCAUGUCCCCAGCCCCCCAGCCCCCUGUCCUGCCUGCGCCCAUGGCACUCCAGGUGCAGCUGGCGAUGAGCCCCUCACCUCCAGGGCCACAGGUAAGCAGGGAAGAGCAGGAACAGCCCUCUGUGACUGUGUGGGGAGGGGAAGCGGCUUUGCCCUUUCAAACCCCAGCCCUGCCAUGGACCGGUGAUAUAACCUCAGCCUUGGCACCUGACCUCUCUGAGCCUCAGUUACCACAUCUAGGAAGUGGGUCUCGCACACCUUAUCUGAGAUGCGCUGGCUGCAAUGAACAGUUCACAAGUUACCAGACUGACUCUUAGGAUAUUCCAGUCCCCGCUUCCUGCAUCCUCCGCCCUAGCCCUGGCCUUUCCCAAAGCCUUCCAGACCUUACCCCUGCUAAUUGUUCCCCAGAGAUUGCUACAAGGUUCACAUGGCCCUCAGAGGUCAUUGGGCUUAGUAAUUCCAUUUUACAGAUUGGGAAACUGAGGCCCACAAAGGGAAAGGCCCUGAAAGCAAAGUCCUUCAGCCCCUGAUUCAGCCAAGACAAGGGUUGAAUAUUUCUCAGGGUGCUCUA
Molecule: messenger RNA, 3277 nt
Organism: Chlorocebus sabaeus (green monkey)
Lineage: Eukaryota; Metazoa; Chordata; Mammalia; Primates; Cercopithecidae
Gene: TOX2
Product: TOX high mobility group box family member 2
Biological process (GO): regulation of transcription by RNA polymerase II
Cellular component (GO): nucleus
Molecular function (GO): chromatin DNA binding
Source: RefSeq, a predicted model, not a curated record